AGCAAAUUCAACGAGAGAUUUUUCCCUAGCAGAGAAAAGAAAAAAAAAAAGAAUUGAAGUACUUUUCAAAAAAUGGCAACAAGACCGUGUUUGGCAUCGGUAUUAAUCGCAUCUUUGGCUCUGUUCAUUUUUGUUGCUUUUGUGGAUGCAGAUUGUUUAAGUGAUUGUCUUGUGGGAUGCGCCGAUGCUCCUCCACCUGUACUGAAUCUCUGUAUUAGACAGUGCAACAGGGAAUGUGGAUGUGGUAUUAAUGGACAAACUGGAUUUGAUUCUUCAAGCUUCAAAGACAAAGCUCGCUGUUUUUUCCUUAAUAAAUGCAUCCAAUGUCGUUCAGAUAAGAAGAAAUUGGCGGAUUGCGUGAGUAAAUGUUAACUCCCGGAUUCAUCGUUCAAAUGCAGAGAAGGGUGUGCGCAGUAUGGGUUUUAUUCUAGUUACUGCUAAAAUGACAUUUUUAGUUUGAAACAGAAUGUACCCACACAUGGGAUCUCAUUAGGCAUUUGAAUGAAGCAAUAUAAUAGUCGC
Oldenlandia corymbosa var. corymbosa is the source of this 522-nucleotide messenger RNA. Lineage: Eukaryota; Viridiplantae; Streptophyta; Magnoliopsida; Gentianales; Rubiaceae. The record is from the annotation of a GenBank genome assembly.